Molecule: messenger RNA, 366 nt
Organism: Pelecanus crispus (Dalmatian pelican)
Lineage: Eukaryota; Metazoa; Chordata; Aves; Pelecaniformes; Pelecanidae
Gene: HOXD8
Product: homeobox D8
Biological process (GO): regulation of transcription by RNA polymerase II
Cellular component (GO): nucleus
Molecular function (GO): DNA-binding transcription factor activity, RNA polymerase II-specific; RNA polymerase II transcription regulatory region sequence-specific DNA binding
Source: RefSeq, a predicted model, not a curated record
GGCGAGGAACCAGACCACUUAAAUCAGAGCUCGUCUCCUGCUCAAAUGUUUCCCUGGAUGAGACCACAAGCAGCGCCGGGUAGGAGGAGAGGAAGACAGACAUACAGCCGAUUCCAGACUCUAGAGCUGGAAAAGGAGUUCCUCUUUAACCCCUAUCUGACCAGGAAGAGGAGGAUCGAGGUGUCCCAUGCACUAGGACUCACCGAGAGGCAGGUAAAGAUCUGGUUUCAGAACAGGAGGAUGAAAUGGAAAAAAGAAAACAACAAGGACAAAUUCCCCGCUUCCAGACAGGAGGGAAAGGAAGGGGAGGCCAAAAAGGAAGCACAUGAUCUGGAAGAAGACAGAGCUGAAGGCCAGACGAAUUAG